CCCCCCUCUGCCCCUUCCCGCCCCCUGCCCUCUCGCGUGUGGCCGAUCCCCUCGUCCGCUUGCAAGGCUCGCCCGAACGCGCCCGGCCACGACACCCGCGUCCGUCCCUUGGCCCGAUGAACUACGGAGCCACCGUGCCACACGGGACGGACGCCCCUCUGCCGGGUGGGACACCGGCGCCGGCGCCGGCGCCGCCCGACGGCGUUCCCACCACCACCACGCCCCUGGUGUCCGCGGCCGCGGCCCAGCCCCGACACCUGCGCACCUUUGCCACCCCGGCCGAGCUGCCCCUCAGCCCAUCGCCCUCCUUCGUCGGGUCCGAGGGUGCUGACAGCAGCGUGGCCCCGGACAAUGUGCAGCCCGACCCGCAGGUGCCAUCUCCGGCAGCCGAGGCGUCGGCCCAGUUGGCCGGCGGCCUGGCCAGCCUGCCCACGCCGUACAGCGAGCGGGCGGUCCCGCUGCCGCGCACGGCCGCCGCCUGGGCCACCAUGGCCACUCACAGCCAGGGCAGCUCCAGCAACGUGGCCUCCACCUCGGCCGUCUUCUAUGGCGGGGCCUUUUCCGGGGCAUGGCGUGCGCCGCCGCUGACCUUCGGUGACAUGGGUCUGGCCGUGGUGCUGACCAUGCGCGAUGUCGCCAAGCAGGCGAUCCAGGAGCUCAGCGGGACUGGCGCCAGUGAGGCCAUCGGCGGAUCGGCCGGCGGCACCCCCGGCGGUGUGUCACCCGUGGCGCGCUCCCUGCUCAGCAACACGGUCCGCACGGCGCGCUAUACCUGGUAUGAUUUCCUCCCCCGGCAGCUGUUGGCGCAGUUCUCCAAGAUGGCCAACUUCUACUUCCUCCUGAUCGGCCUGCUGCAGCAGAUCCCGGGGAUCUCACCGACCGGCCGGCUGACCACCAUCCUGCCGCUCUUCCUUUUCGUCGGCUUCGCCAUCCUGCGCGAGCUGUAUGACGAUUUCCGCCGGCACCAAGCCGACAAGGAGGAGAACAACCGUCUGGUGGAUGUCUUCCUUGAGGGGGCCUGGCAGCAGACCCGUUGGAAGGAUGUGCGUGUGGGACACGCCCUUCGAGUCACCCGUGGCCAGCCGCUGCCGGCGGACUGCAUUCUAUUGGCCUCUUCGGCCCCGGAUGGCAAGGCCUAUGUCGAGACAAGUAACCUCGAUGGCGAGACCAACCUCAAGGAGCGCCGCGCCCUGGAGAUCACGCAGGCCGCCCUGAUUCCCAGCCCCGACGGGGGCGGAUACGGCUCGUUGGAGACCGGCCUGCAAAGGCUGUCCGGCCAUGUGCGCUGCCCGGCGCCCACUCGGCAGCUGGAUGUCUUUGAGGCGACCAUCUCCCUGUCGCCUGUGGCCGGGGGCGGGCUCGAUGCCGGGCUCCCGGGGCAGGAGCUGUCGACCGCCGAGACGGCCAUGCUACCGGCCUUCGAGUCCUUCGGCCUGAACCCGGAGCAGCUUCUCCUGCGCGGGACCGUUGUCCAGGGUGUCGACUGGCUGGUGUGCCUGGUGGUGUAUACCGGCGAGCAGACGCGUGUCCGGCUGAAUGCCACCCAGGCCCCGACAAAGGCGGCCUCCUUCGAUCGGGCUGGCAGUCGAUUGGUCAUCCUGACCUUCGUCUUUCUCUGUCUCAUGGUGGUCCUUUUCGCCGUCAGCGGGUUCACCUGGCAGCAGCGCUUCCAGGUGGGGAGCUGGUUCCUCCCCGGGGCCGGGGUCACUGUCUUGGAGUUCUUGACCAUCUACCUGAUCCUCUUCAAUGGCAUCAUCCCCAUCAGUCUCUAUGUGACCCUGGAGUUUGUGCGCUUCAUGCAAUCCAGCUUCAUCGAUGUCGAUCUACAAAUGGCCAUCCCCCUGGAGGAGGACCCGUCUCAUGGCGCUGGGCAGGUGACGGCCCGGACAGACUCGACCAUCGGGGCACCACUCAAGUUUGCCCGCGCCAACACCAGUACCCUCACUGAUGAGCUGGGCCUGGUCCGGCACAUCUUCGUCGAUAAGACUGGCACCCUCACCGAGAAUGACAUGCUCUUUAAGAAGUGCGCCACUCUCGGGGCGCGCCCGCGGAUUUUCGCCGUGCCCGAUUCCACCGGUCCUGCCGGGGAUGUGGACCAGCCGGCCGAUGAAGGCACCAUGGCCGACCUGCUGGAACAGGCCCUUUACAAUCCCCAAACCCUGGACUUCAUCCUGGCCAUGGUCCUGUGCCACUCUGUCCUGCCGAUCACCGAAGACCAAGAGGCAGGCCCUGCCUCCACCUCUGGCAGGGCCCCGGCUAUUCCCCAAUUUGAGGGCACCUCGCCCGAUGAGAUUGCCAUUGUCCGGGCCCUCUUCCAGGCCGGUGUGCGAGUUGUAAAUGUCACUGCCACGCACAUUGGUCUGGAGCUGCCACGCGCAUUGGCCGCAGCCGCAGGCUUCCCCCUGGACAAGAGUGGGUCCGGCUCGGUGGCCACCGUGCGCAUGGGUGUGGACCUCCUCCAUGUGUUGCCUUUCUCGUCGGACCGCCGGCGGAUGUCGGUGCUGGUUCGUCUGCCGGGCGUUGGGGGUGAUCUUGCCGGUCGCGUGCGCCUGAUCGUCAAAGGGGCCGAUACGGUGCUGACCGAGCGGGCUAGAAUGGCUCCCGGUCCGGAUUCUCCGAUCGAGGCGCUGCUGGCUCGCCUGGCCGGUGACGGCCUUCGGACGUUGGUCUAUGGCGCGCGCGAUCUCGAUGCGGACUUCUAUCGCGAUUGGUGCCUCGCCCUUCGUGAUGCGUCUCUGACGGUCGGCGACCGAACUCGCGCCGUGCGCGCGGUCUUCGACCGCCUCGAGUGGGACCUACACCAGGUCCCGCAAGCUGGCGUUCCCAUGCAGGGGGGCCUGGAGUUGAUUGGUGUGACGGCCAUCGCCGACCGCCUGCAGAAGGACGUCCCUGAGACGGUGACCGCCUUGCAGCGCGCCGGCAUGUCCCUCUGGAUGCUGACCGGUGACCGGCGCGAGACGGCCCUGCAUGUGGGCCGCGCUGCGCGACUAAUUGCCCCGAGCACCGGGCGCCCCGCGGCCUCCACCUCGACCGCCGUGCGCACCACCAUGUUCGACACCCUCUUCCUUUCCGGCACCAGUCUUCCGGCCAUGGCGGAGUCAAUUGUCGGCUCCUUUGCCAUGAUUCGCGACAUCCAGGACAUGGGUCAAGCAGCGCCGGCCCUGGUGGUUGAUGGCACGGCACUCCAGCUCCUGAUGGACUUCCCCUCGUGCACCGUCCCGCAGGCAGCGCAGCUGGCAUACGGGCGCCUGCCCACCGGCGCGGCCCUCGGUCUGGGGGGCGAUCGGCCGGUUCGCAUCGAGGAUCUGGGCCUGCCAUCCGGCCAGGACCCGGUGGCUGCAUUGGCCGAGGCCCUCGACCGCCAGCAGGACACCCUGUUGACGGAAUUCCUGCGGCUGUGCUUCAGCGCAUCGACCGUGGUCUGCUGUCGGGUGGCCCCGCUGCAGAAGGCGGCGGUGGUGCGCCUGGUCCGAACAUAUACGGCGGCCCGGCCUGCCGAGACGGACCCCAUCCGGCACCGGUCUCCCCCGGGCGGGGUGUCUGGCUCGUCGACCGGGGCCACGGCCGGCCAGCGGCCGGCGGCCAUGCUGAAGCAGAUCGGCCAGCGCCUGGCUGCCGGGGUCCUUCCCCCUUCCCCGGCGCCGGUGACCCUGGCCGUGGGCGACGGGGCCAAUGAUGUGGCCAUGCUGCAGGCGGCCCAUGUGGGCAUUGGUCUGUCGGCCGGCCGCGAGGGGCUGGCCGCGGCUCGCGCCGCCGACUAUGCCGUUCCCGGCUUCCGGCAUCUGGCCCCGCUGCUCCUGGUCCAUGGCCACUGGAAUGCCGUCCGGUCGCGCAUCUUCUUCCUGGAGACCUUCUACAAGUGUGCCGCCAUCAAUGCCAUCCAGGCCCUCUUCCAGCUGGCUACCGGUGGCUCUGGGGCCAGUCUCUUUGAUGGGUGGACUCUGGCCUGCUACAAUGUGCUCUUCACCUCGUUCCCGGUCAUUGUCCUGGGCAUCUUCGAGAAGGACAUCCUCUCGCGUCGGGUCCUCACGUCUCUGGCUCCGGAGGUUUACCGCCAUGAGGCUCGUUUCGGGGGCCUCAACUCGGUUGCCUUCGUGCGGACCUUCUUUGAGGGUAUCCUCCAUGCGGCCCUGGCUUUUGGCCUCGUCGCCGGCGCCCUCAAGUGUCUGGGGGAGGAUGGCGAGUCGCAUGAGGCCCUUGGAAUGAUCGUCUAUUCGGCGGUGGUGGUCCAUGUGACGCUCCGGAUUGGCUUCGUGACAAUCAGCUCCUGGUCCAUGCCGACGAUCGUGGCCAGUCUCGGCUCUCUGGCGCUCUGGGUGAUUUAUCUUUUCUUCUAUUCGAUGCUGCCCAACUACGCGUACAAGGCGUACGGGCUCUUUACCGCCAUAUUUACCGGGUCCAUGGGUGCGCGAUCCACCCUGGCCGUCAUUCUGGUGGCGGUAGUGUGCGUGCUGGUGGCCCACAUCGCGGUGCGCCUCUUUGCUCAGGAGGUUUGGGGCUGGUGGCGCGCAUCCGGCACCUGGAACGGCUCUCCUGGCCCCGGGGACACGAGCAUCGUCCGGGAGUUCCUUCAUCGACAUCGGCGCAACUUCAACCCCGAGGUCUCGUCUUGCGACCUGACGGAGCGCUUCAGUAUGGCGCUCUCCUAUGGACGCCAAGUCGAUCGGGACGCCAGCUGCGACUCAUCCAUCCACUCGACCGAAGAGCUCAGUUCGCGGGACUUCCUGCCAACCACCGGCAUCGCCCGACACUCGGUCUAUGAUGACCAUGCUGUUGAUCACCAUGUCAGCACCAGCAACGUCAACAGCGAGCCUCUGACGCCGCCUAUUAAUCCCCUCGCGACCGAAGGGACCGCGGUCUAUUCCUUCAACGCCUCGGGGCUCAGCCUGGGCAGUGAUUCCCCUGGUGGAGCCUUCGCCGACUAGCGGCGCUCAAGCACCCUCUUCUCUCUCAGCUUCCCUCGCGCCUUUGGCGAGCCAAAAGGAAGGGGCACAACGAGGUGACGAGGCAGGCAGGAGUUUCUACACCCUCCUUCCCGCUGGAGGGGGGGGGGGAGUAUGUACGCGCCCGUUCCGCUUUUCUCCCGGCACCGUCCGAAAUAUACAUUUUUAUAUCCA
Messenger RNA from Fonticula alba, 5117 nucleotides. RefSeq lists its product as hypothetical. The transcript has 12 exons. Bases 117 to 4925 code for a protein of 1602 amino acids. Lineage: Eukaryota; Rotosphaerida; Fonticulaceae. Gene Ontology annotation, biological process: phospholipid translocation. The record is from RefSeq and is a predicted model, not a curated record. Gene Ontology annotation, cellular component: plasma membrane. Gene Ontology annotation, molecular function: magnesium ion binding; ATP binding; ATPase-coupled intramembrane lipid carrier activity.